Messenger RNA from Tribolium madens (black flour beetle), 838 nucleotides. Its product is annotated as brachyurin-like. Gene Ontology annotation, biological process: proteolysis. The record is from RefSeq and is a predicted model, not a curated record. NCBI's taxonomy places the organism in Eukaryota, Metazoa, Arthropoda, Insecta, Coleoptera, Tenebrionidae. The transcript is spliced from 5 exons. Gene Ontology annotation, molecular function: serine-type endopeptidase activity. Bases 43 to 816 code for a protein of 257 amino acids.
UCGGAUUUACAGCAGUCAAAUUUAAAAAUAACCUUUCCCAUAAUGCUUUUCUUCACAUUUUUCCUUCUCCUUCCAACUUUAUUAACAUCACCAACAUUUGCCAAGUCGGUCCGUAUUAUAGGUGGUAAUACUGCAUUUGCGGGUCAAUUUCCCUUUGCAGCAGCCAUUUAUAAGAGAACCAACGAUGGGACAUUUUUCUGUGUAGGUUCCCUACUCAACCAUGAAUGGAUCCUAACAGCUGGUCAGUGUGUCGAUGGAGCCAGUUUAUUUACAAUUCGAUUGGGUUCAAAUAGUUUGAGUGCUAACGAUGAAAAUGCAAUUAGACUUUCAACUGACACUUUUGUUUUGCAUCCUAAAUAUGACCCUCUAACUCUUGAAAAUGACAUUGGACUUAUCAAGUUUCGUAUGGCUAUCUCGUACACAACUUACAUCAAACCUGUUGAUUUUUUACCACACAGUGAUUUAGUUCCGUUCACAGGCACCGUCGCUUUAGGAUGGGGACAAACAGAUGAUGAAACUCCUGGUGUUGUUGAUGACCUUCGUUGGGUUUCCCUGACGGUUUUAUCAAAUGAAGAAUGUCAAUCGAUUUAUGGACAUAACAUUUAUGAGAAUAUGGUUUGUGCCGAAGGCAAUUACAAUGAAGGAACUUGCAAGGGAGAUAGUGGUAGUCCUCUGGUGCAAAAUAUUGGAGGAUAUUUGAUGCAAGUCGGUGUUGCUUCAUUCUUAAGUGCAAAAGGUUGCGAAAGCACUGAUCCUUCGGGAUACACCAGAGUUUAUCCCUACUCCGAAUGGAUUUACAAUGUAACUGGGAUGUAAUUUAAUAAAUAAAUAAAUAAAA